Messenger RNA from Dendronephthya gigantea, 2744 nucleotides. RefSeq lists its product as uncharacterized. Bases 140 to 2194 code for a protein of 684 amino acids. Gene Ontology annotation, molecular function: signaling receptor activity. NCBI's taxonomy places the organism in Eukaryota, Metazoa, Cnidaria, Anthozoa, Malacalcyonacea, Nephtheidae. The transcript is spliced from 11 exons. The record is from RefSeq and is a predicted model, not a curated record.
AAUUAAUAAGGUUGCCUUUUGUUCAGUAGAAUCUUUAGUAAAGGAAUUCUGCUUUGUCUAAGUACUUGUAGUUUGAUUUUUUUAUAAAUGUGAUGUAGAAAUCAAUAUCUGUUAGCAUAACAACUACGUGAGAAUUGUCAUGGGUGAAAGGAAAGGAAUUUGCCUGGUUUUAUGUGUGCUUUCCUACUUGACAGGAACUAUUUUAGCAACAGUGCAGACAAAAGCACAACAAGGACAAUAUGCUUAUAACACGACAGAAGGCUAUAAUUCUGCAGUCGCCUGCACGGACAGUGGUCAGAAUACAGAUAGAUGCGCCAAAGCUGGUCAGCGUUGUCAUUGUGAAGAAAACCGUUACGAAAUGUACACAUAUUGCAAAAGAUCCUGUGGGUAUUGCGGAGUUGAAAGAUUACCCCAACGCUUUUGGCGCGUCGUGAACUGGGCACCACUAAACAGAACCUGGUUCGUAAGCGAAAUCCAGUUCUUCAAAAGCAAACAUGACAAGAAACCGCUGGUUACAAACAACCCAGCCAGUGCUAUAGCAAGUUCCACAUACCUAUCCUUCCCAGCAAGCCAAGCGUUCGACGGUAACCGGGACACCGCUUGGUUACCUGAUGGCUGGUGGGAGCGCAUAGCUGGUGGGGACUGGAUCGGGUAUGAUUUCCCAGCACCAGUUGAUAUCAACGCCGUGCGAAUCAUCUCAGACUACAACGAUUCGUCGGAUGUUUCCGCAAAGAUUCUCGUUGAAGCAGGUCCAACUGCUUUUGGACCAUUUCAAACAAAAUGGAUGAGUAUGAACGCCGACAGAAAACCUGACAUGAGGUUUACUAAUCCAAGAUGCCCGUUGUUCUGGAAGCGUUUCAUGACGGAUAAACAUGCGUUUUGCUAUAAACUCGUCACAGAAUAUCUUAGUUGGUCUGAAGCCAGGGAUAAAUGUGGUUCAUACGGCGGAGAUCUUGUCAGUAUUACGACUCAUGAGGAACAAGUGUUUGUACAGCAAGAGCUUCUUGCUUGUGGUUUUACUUGGUUGGGGAUGAAUGACCGCGAGAAAGAAGGAGUGUUUAAGAAUAGCGACGGUACAAACAGUUCGUUCUUUUACUGGGCGAACGAUAUCGAAUCUGACGAUAGAAUGAACGAUAAUGAAGAUUGUGUUGCAAUGCAGACGAAAGGGGAAUGGAGGACUUUCCAUUGUGAAAACAAGUUCUAUUUCUUUUGCAAGAAGAGGAUCAUGACUGACAACGACAAAAUAGUCCCACCAAACACAGUCCACAGAGCAACUGAGCAUGUCAAUCAAACACUACCGGACGGUGUACCUCCCCCGGAAACACCCCUCCCACCGGACGUCGCCUACCCCCCGGGUGUCACUCCCCCACCUCCUCCACCAUAUCCCUACGCAUACCCUACAAAAACCCCACCAAUCACCAAACAACCAUCAUCAGCACAAGGAGUCUUUCAUCAAAUGCUGAAAAAUCUCGGCCUUGGCCAAAUUGCUCAAAAGAUUUUCCAUCCGAAAGGUAAGGCGAAAUCUGCUGAUACAGCAUCUAAAACUGCCAAGACAAUUGCGUCAAAAGUUGGACCUGCGUCUGAGACUCCUGCACCCGAUCAGCCUGCCGUAGGAACCCAACCAGCAGCGGGUGGUGCUGUACCACAAUCUGCAACAGGCACUCAGCCUGCAGCGGGCGUACAACAAGCAGCGGAGGCACAGCCCGAUGCGGGCACACAAGCCGCUGCAGGCACACAGCCCGAUGCUGCGGGAACAAAACCUGUCGUUAACACACAGCCUGCCGUUGGCACACAGCCUGCCGUUGGCACACAGCCUGCAUCUGAUGCGGCUCCUCCACUGGCCGACGUCGAGGCACCAUCCCCAGUCGUAGCGCCUGUUCCACAACCAAAGAAACCCACUCAUCAUGAGAAGAAGUUGAGAAGGAAACAUCAUCACAAGGCUUUUCAUGGCACUUUUAAAUCGAAAAAAGCGAAGAAACUCAGCCACUCAGCGAAGAAGAAGAAGGCAGCGACGAGCAAGACAGCAGCAAAAGCUGAGAAACACGAGGAUGAGAAGAAGGUCGACGUUGAGAUGGACGAUGAUUUCCUAGACAUGGUCACAAGAUCCAACAUUCCACGACCUGAAGUUUCCGAGAAACAAUUAAAAUCAGAUUUCAAGAACGGGGAAAAGCACGAAGUUGAAGGAGAUAGAUAGAUAACGAUAUAGGAAAGUACUUUUUUGCUAGUAAUCAUUAAACUGUUCUACGACGAGAUCUGAUUCGCCCCCUGAGGAAUGAGAUAUAAGAUCUUAUAGUGGGAAGAUGCGAAGAUAUGAAAAACUAUAAUGAUUCCUAUUUUGUAAAAUAUCAUGGAUACCGCAGUUUGGUGAACGAAUAUGUACUGGUUUAAACCAAGUUACAGAAUACACGUGAGAUUUCACGGACUAACACUUUCAUGCGUGUUCGUUGGACUUAACUGAGCAAGAAUUAAAUACGACCAAAUCCUAAAUGAAUAUCCUAUAAACAAAUCCAAACAAAUCUUAACUUAUUUGUAUAAAAUGGUAAUCGUUUAUGGAAUAUGUUGUCUGAAAGGUGACAAAACGGUUUUUCUUCCAAUAAUAACGAGAGACGAAAAGGUCUUGUAGGUAUUUUUUAUCUCUCGUUAUCAUUCAUAAGAAAUUACCUUUCAGACAAUAUAUGCCAGUUUAUUUCAAACCACUUUUGUACUGAUAAAUUGAGCAAGAAUUAAAAGAACAAAACGUUUCA